AUGGGCACCCCUCUGCACAGGGCUGGGCCGCGCGGCCGAGCUGGCCUGCACCGCCGGCCCCACGCUGGGGGCGCCACGGAUGCCAGCGCCGGCGAGUACAGCUGCGCCGCCCAGAACCGCGAUGGGCUCCUGCUCAGCCGCAAGGCCCGGGUCCAGCUGGCCACCCUGUCGCGGUUCCACAUGCACCCCGAGUCCAUGGCAGUAGAGGAGGGCGGUGUGGCACGCUUCCAGUGCCUCAUCCAGGGCGUCCCUGAGGCCACCAUCACCUGGGAGCGCAACCGCACAGCACUGCCACCCGACAACCCCAGGUUCACGCUGCUGCCGGCCGGCGUCCUGCAGAUUACGGGCGUGCGGCGCGCAGACGUGGGUGCCUACCGCUGCAUGGCCACCAACAUCGCGGGUGCACGCUGCAGCCGGGAGGCCUGGCUGGGCCUGAGCGGUGAGCACCUGAGCGGGGUGGAGCCGACAAUCCUGUCGGGGCCGCAGAACCUGACGCUGACGGUGCACCAGACGGCCAUCCUAGAGUGCAUCGCCACCGGGCACCCGCGGCCCAUCGUCUCCUGGAGCCGCCUGGACGGGCGCUCCAUCGGCGUGGAGGGCAUCCAGGUGCUGGGCACAGGCAACCUGAUGAUCGCGGACGUCUCGGUGCAGCACUCAGGGGUCUAUGUGUGCGCAGCCAACCGACCCGGCACACGCGUGCGCCGCACAGCCCAGGGGAUCCUCAUGACGCUGAUGAUCCAGCGCAUCGCGCCAGCGGAUGAGGCCAUCUACCAGUGCAUCGCCGAGAACAGUGCCGGCACCAACCAGGCCAGCGCCCGCCUGGCUGUGGCCCCCGCCCAGGAGCUGCCACACGCCCCCGAGGGUGUCCGCGCCGCCGCGCUCUCCACUACUGCCAUCCAGGUGGCCUGGGCCGAACCCGCACCUGAGGUCACGGACAGCAUCAUUGGCUACGUACUGCACAUCCGCCGCGCGGGCGAGUCAGAGAGCCGUGAGCUGCAGGAGGCCGUGAGCAAGGCGACCUUCCAGCACGUCUUCACCAACCUGGAGCCGUCCACCACCUACUCCAUCUACCUGCGCGCAUACUCGCCUCUCGGCGCCAGCCAGGACUCCCAGCCCAUCCUGGCCACCACGCUAGGCAGCAUCCCUGCAGCGCCCGGGUUCUUCACCAAGGUGCUCAACGCCAGCGCGGUUCAGGCCUUCUGGGAGCUGCCGUCCACACCCGGUUCCAUCGAGGGCUUUAAGCUCUUCCAUCGGCGGCUGCCAGGACCCUGGUUCGAGGGGCCACAGGUGCUGGGCAGCACAGCCAACUCCUACGUCUACAGCGACCUGGAGCCCUCAGCCACAUACGAGAUCAAACUCCAGGCCUUCAAUGGGAACGGGGACGGGAACAGCAGCCUGCGCCUUGUCUCCCUGCAGGACAGCGUGCAGAAGCCAGACAUGGACCCCGCGCGCCCUUGCCCCUGCAGCGUGGAGGGGGAGAGCUCGCUGGCUGGCAUCGUGGUGGGUGUCCACAUUGGCAUGGCCUGCAUCAUCUUCUGCGUCCUCUUCCUCAUGUUUGGAUACCGCAAGAGCCUUUUCUGCAGGAAAGGUGCCCAGAGCAGCUGGACAGUGCCACAGGGGGCUGAGCCGGGGCAGCCCGGCACCCGCGGGGCCAAACCUGCUGAGAUGAUCGAGCUGGUCACCCAGGCUGCCCCACACGUGGCGGUGACGGUGGAGCGGUGCCCAGCACAGCAGGUCACGGACUAGUGCAUGCCUGAG
This is a messenger RNA of Alligator sinensis (Chinese alligator), 1758 nucleotides long. Its product is annotated as immunoglobulin superfamily DCC subclass member 3. Gene Ontology annotation, cellular component: plasma membrane; axon. Gene Ontology annotation, biological process: axon guidance; cell-cell adhesion. The transcript has 12 exons. Bases 1 to 1746 code for a protein of 581 amino acids. NCBI's taxonomy places the organism in Eukaryota, Metazoa, Chordata, Crocodylia, Alligatoridae. The record is from RefSeq and is a predicted model, not a curated record. Gene Ontology annotation, molecular function: protein binding.